GAAGAAACCGAGUUUUGUAACUCGCCAAAGCCUCAGCUCCGCCAUAACUCGUUCCCUCCUCUUUAGUUUCUCAAGCAGCAGCAACACCGUACUCUCUCUCCUUUUUUAACUUAAAAUUACUAUUCCUAUCGGAUAAAAUUACAUGGAGAGGCAGAGAAACGACCGCUACGGCGGCGGCGGCGGCAACACCACCAACAGCAACAGUAACAGCAACAGUAGCAGCUACAAUCAAGACUACUCGUACAGUAAUAAUAUUAACAACAGUAAUAAUAGAAGACCUUCUCGCUUCUCCGAUGGACCUACUCCACCGCCUCCUCGAUUCUCCGAUAACCGUUUUUCCGCCAACAACGAUAGCGUCUCCUCCGAGUACGACCACCGCCACCACCGUCGUAGCCCUAAUGAUUACCGUCCUUCUUCAGCUGCCGCUUCUGAUCACCGUGCUUUUGAUAGUCCUCCGCAUCCUCCUCCUUCUCACGGCAGUGCUGGAGGAUUUGUUCCAAUGGGAGCCGGCGGUGGUAUGGAUGGAGGGUUUCGCCCAAUGGGAGGUGGAAAUGGAGGAUUUAUGUCUAAUUAUCCGGCUCCAGCUCCGCUUCCGGAAUUGCGACCUCCUCAGCCUAUCUCCGGUCAAAAACGAGGGUUCCCAUUUUCUGGCCGCGGAAAUUCUCCUGAUCAUGUUGAUGGUGGUGGGUUUGCCAAACUUUUUGUUGGAUCUGUUCCGAGGACUGCUAGCGAAGAAGAUAUUCGCCCCGUUUUUGAACAACAUGGAAAUGUGGUAGAGGUUGCGUUGAUCAAAGAUAAGAGAACAGGACAACAACAAGGCUGUUGUUUUGUAAAAUAUGCAACCUCAGAUGAAGCUGACAGGGCAAUCAGGGCUUUGCACAAUCGACAUACUUUGCCUGGAGGAGUAGGUCCUAUCCAAGUAAGAUAUGCUGAUGGGGAGCGAGAACGUCUUGGUGCAGUUGAGUACAAAUUGUUUGUGGGGUCCUUAAACAAACAUGCUACAGAAAAGGAAGUUGAGGAAAUUUUUUCACCAUAUGGCCAUAUUGAGGAUGUCUAUCUCAUGCGUGAUGAAAUGAAACAAAGUCGUGGAUGUGGAUUUGUUAAGUACUCCCAAAGAGAAACGGCAAUGGCAGCUAUAAAUGCUCUUAAUGGAAUUUACAUAAUGAGGGGUUGUGAUCAACCAUUGACCGUUCGAUUUGCUGAUCCUAAGAGGCCUAGGCCUGGAGAUUCGAGGGGUGGUCCUGCAUUAGGAGGUCCAGGUUUUGGCCCUCAAUUUCAAGCUCCAGGACCUAGGCCAUCCAAUUUUGGUGACUCCAUGAGUGAUCGAGUUCUACCUAAUGCUUGGCAGCCAAUAAGUCCGCAGAAUAUGGGGCCUUCCCCUAAUUCUGGUAUCCGUGGUUUUGGCGGUCAGUUUCCUCCUAUGUCGGGUGAUCUUGCUGCACCUUUGAAUAAGGGUGGUCUCUUUACUGGCCCUUCUGAUGGUGCUCCUUCAGGACAUGCAAUUUCUUCCACAACACAACAGGGUCUUAAUUUGUCUUCACAGCAAGUCCAUCGUGUUGGUCAACAAAUAUCACCAUUGCAAAAAUCCCUCCAAUCUCCUCAGAAUUUUCCACCUUCUCUUCAAUUGAACCCUCAAGUUACAUCUUACUUGCAGACACAAACUUCCCAUUCUGGACAAACGCCUUUUACUCAACCAAUGCCAUCACAGCAAUUUGUUGGCAUGAGUGGUCAGUUGUCUACUCAGCCUCAACACCAACAGGGGAAACGACUACAACCGCCAUUGAAUGCUAACCCGCAGGCUCAUUCUGUGUCUGCUGGUACAAAUCAACAACUGCCUGCUCCGGCCCAGCAGCAAAUGCUGCCACCUGUUCAACAGUCCCCUUCUCAGUUAGCUCAGAUGUUGUCACAACAGACUCAAACUCUGCAAGCUACCUUUCAGUCAUCUCAGCAGGCUUUCUCACAACUGCAACAACAAUUGCAGAUGAUGCAGCCACCAAAUCAAGGUUUAUUGUUGCAGCAAAGUUCCCAGCCUACUAAACAACAGUGGCCAGGGAUUGCACCACAAUCUGUUGCUAGCACUCCUCCUAUUACACAGGCUUCAGAGGUGCCUGCGUCUACUUUAUCUGCUUCUGCUGCACCUGUUGCGCAGUCAAUGACUCCUGUAAAGUGUAAUUGGACAGAGCAUACCUCACCUGAGGGGUUCACGUACUAUUAUAAUAGUAUGACUCGAGAAAGCCGGUGGGAGAAACCAGAGGAGUUGAAUUUGUUUGAAAAACAACCACAACAGCAGCUGCAACAAAAACCCUCAGUUCAACAGCCUCAAACCCAUUCAAACCCUCAAUCGCAGCCCACUCAACAAGUGCCACAAGCACAACAGAUUCCAUAUCAAGCUCAGUUUCAAACACAGUUUCGGCACCAGCACCAGCACCAGCAGAUGCAACAGCUUUCUUUUCCUUCACCGUAUGCUGCUCCUGGAGUUCGAGUCCAACAAGAUGCUCAGGGACAUCAGUCUGCUCAGGAGUGGAUGUGGAAGAAUAAGACUCCAGGUUCAGGAUCAUAAAAUAGAUGAGCACAGUCCAUUCUAGGGAGGCACAUGGGAAAAAGAAGCUGCUAUUUGGUUCCUAGUAAGAGAAUGGUAGCUAACUCGUUCGCUAUACUGGUGCAUGCAAAAGCAGGUACCGCUACGAGCUUGAAUGCAAAAUGAUGCGUGAAACUGGAUUGGUAUCUCAAUCCUCUAGUUUCCUAGGUUAAUUGUGGGAAUUUAGAAUCCCAGUUCAGCAAAUUAAUCAUAUGCAUCAUGAGUGCAUACCACAGGAAAUGCAUUAUGUAACAUUGUGUAUUGUAUUAUGCAGCAGAAGUUCGUUUAGAUUGAUCUUGAGCUUUGAGUAGAAACGUUAAGUGUCAUAAUAAUCAAAAUUAGUUAAUUAAUUAUUGAAACUCCCUUCUACAGGAUAGUUCAUACUUUAA
This is a messenger RNA of Mercurialis annua (annual mercury), 2967 nucleotides long. RefSeq names its product flowering time control protein FCA-like. Gene Ontology annotation, cellular component: nucleus; cytoplasm; ribonucleoprotein complex. The record is from RefSeq and is a predicted model, not a curated record. Lineage: Eukaryota; Viridiplantae; Streptophyta; Magnoliopsida; Malpighiales; Euphorbiaceae. Gene Ontology annotation, molecular function: mRNA binding; protein binding. The coding region runs from base 143 to 2560 and encodes 805 amino acids. The transcript is spliced from 18 exons.